AUGUUUGGACCUGCUGAUCUGAAGCUGUGCGGCACCGCCCUCCUGCUGGUCCUGGGCGUGCUCGCCAACGUCUUCAACCUCGGCGUCAUGCUGGUGCAGCAGUGGAGGUCCGGAGGUGUGAAGACGCUGGCCGUCAUCAUCUGCUUCAUCUCUCUGGGUAACGUCCUGCUGCAGAUUUCCACUUUCAUCCUGGUGGCGUCAAUCUGGGCCGGCGUGCUCUGCAGCCCGGUCUUACCUUUCCUCUUCUGCGUGGUCGUGGUCGUUUGGCUCAGCAGCAGCUCCGUCAGCUUCUGGUCUGUCGCCUGGCUCAGCGUCUUCUACUGCGUGAGAGUUCUGAGCUUCUCCUCGGCUCUCUUCAGGGCUCUGAAGGAGAACGUCUCCAGCGUCCUGAACGCCGCCCUGUGUGUGACCCUGCUGACCUCCUGCCUCAUGUUCACACCUUUCUUCUUCCUCCACUUCCAAAGCCAAACUCUGCUUUCAAACGUGACAGAAAAAGCUGCUUGUGUCACCAGGAAGCCUCUGUUUCCCGCCUGGGUUGACGUCAACAUUUAUGUGAUCGUCUUCCUCUUCUACCUCACCCUGAUGCCGCUGACCGUCAUGCUCCCGACGUCACUGCGGCUCGUCGUCUUCCUCUGCCGACACACCGUGCAGAGGAGCAGCUCUCGCUCUGCAGAGUCCUACCUGCUCGUCUGCAGGCUGACCGUGGCUCUGGUCUGGGUUUACCUCGCCACGCUGCUCACCAUCUCGCUCUUCUACCUCCACGCCGUCUUCGCGUCAGGGCUGAGCGCCGACAUGCUCUUCCUCGGCUUGUCGUUUUACUGCGUGGCCUCCGCGAUCCUCCUCAGCUGCUCCAACAAAAACCUGAGAGAGAAGCUCAGAGUCCUGAUGUGCAGGAGGAACAACGCAGACAUCCUGACUGAGAGCGCUGCGGAUAAGAGCGGAGGAACAGCAAAAGUUUGAGAUCAUUAUAACAACACACACAGCUUAAUGUGCAUCUACUAUCACAUUCAGUUAGGAGAUCUUCUGACACUAACAUUUUGUGAAUGUUGAUGUCAACAAACUCCUGAGGACUGAGUCAAAAUGCAUAGUUGGCAUGUGAUGAUUAAAUAUUGCAUUAUAUCCAUUAAAUGUGUUUAAAUUGAGGUCCUGUUACGUGUUGAUAACUUGUGUUAGCUUGCUCACCGCGAUGUUGUUCAGUGUCAGGGUGAAAUUAUCCAUUGCAAUGUACUUCAUCAUCAAACAUGACAAGUCAAACAAAUCUUUCUAAACAGAUUUCUGCAUGUGAAUGAAUAUUAUUUAUAUACAGUGGCCGGCAAAGAUCUCUCAGAUUUCUUAGUUGUCCUCAUUUAAUGUUUAAAAAAGUGUUUUUCUUAUUUAAAGGAGCAGUCUGUAACUCUAACCCCCCU
Molecule: messenger RNA, 1406 nt
Organism: Labrus bergylta (ballan wrasse)
Lineage: Eukaryota; Metazoa; Chordata; Actinopteri; Labriformes; Labridae
Gene: tas2r200.1
Product: taste receptor, type 2, member 200, tandem duplicate 1
Biological process (GO): sensory perception of taste; G protein-coupled receptor signaling pathway
Cellular component (GO): membrane
Molecular function (GO): G protein-coupled receptor activity; bitter taste receptor activity
Source: RefSeq, a predicted model, not a curated record